Molecule: messenger RNA, 2261 nt
Organism: Diprion similis
Lineage: Eukaryota; Metazoa; Arthropoda; Insecta; Hymenoptera; Diprionidae
Product: ATPase family AAA domain-containing protein 2-like
Exons: 11
Coding region: 1-1983 (660 amino acids)
Biological process (GO): positive regulation of transcription by RNA polymerase II
Cellular component (GO): nucleus
Molecular function (GO): ATP binding; chromatin binding; ATP hydrolysis activity
Source: RefSeq, a predicted model, not a curated record
AUGGCUAAGGAAAAAGAUUUCAGCUGCGUAGGAGGUCUGGAAAAGCAUAUUCAAAUUUUGAAGGAGACAGUUCUGUUUCCUUUGAUGUAUGGAGAUGUUUAUGCUAAAUUCAAUUUAAGACCGCCUCGUGGACUCUUGUUCCAUGGCCCCCCAGGAACGGGAAAAACUCUGGUCGCUGGUGCUUUGGCCACAGAAUGUAGCAAUUCCGAGAGGAAGGUUUCAUUCAUUUCUCGCAAGGGUUCCGACUGUCUCAGCAAAUGGGUUGGCGAAAGUGAAAAAAAGCUGCAGCAAAUUUUUCACUCGGCUUACCAAUCGAGGCCAUGCAUUAUUUUCUUUGACGAAGUUGAUGGUUUAGCCCCUAUCCGGUCCAGUCAUCAAGACUAUGUACAUGCAAGUGUUGUCUCAACUCUUUUAGCAUUAAUGGAUGGCUUAGACAGUAACUCAGAAGUUAUAGUAAUCGGAUCGACGAAUCGACUCGAUGCGAUUGAUCCUGCACUCCGGCGUCCUGGAAGAUUUGACAAAGAAUUGUACUUUCCAUUGCCUUCUUAUAAUGCGAGAAAAGAAAUUCUUUCGGUUCACAUAGAAAGCUGGAAACAGAAACCAUCACAAAAGUUUUUGGCAUACUUGGCAGCUAAGACUGUAGGAUUUUGUGGAAGUGAUUUGCAAGCAAUAUGUGCAGAAGCAGUUAUGUGCUGUGUUAGACGAACUUACCCUCAGAUUUAUACAUCCAAAUCUAAAUAUCAAAUCAACGAGAGAUCACUUAAGAUAGAGAAACAAGACUUUUUGAAAGCUCAGCAAAAUAUUAUCCCGGCAUCGCAGCGAGCAGCAAUUACGCCAAUUAAACGUUUGUCUAGGAGGAUUCAACCAUUGCUAGAAAAUACUUUAACCAAUAUCAUGUUCAGAUUAGAAAAUCUAUGUCCACCAGACAUGUUGUCUUCGGAUGUAAUCACUGGAAGAGCUACGUCACGAUCAUCCAACUGUCCACGACUACUGCUUACCGGUCUUGAUGAUUCUCACACUCGUUAUUUGGGCCCAGCAAUUCUUCAUGCCUUAGAACAUUUGCCUUGCCACGUUUUGGAUAUCACGACAUUGUUUGAAGUUACAGGCCGCGCGGCAGAGGAAGCUAUCAUACAACGUGUGAAGGAGGCACGCCGUUCCCUUCCAUCAUUAUUAUAUGUUCCCGAAAUCCUGGCUUGGUGGAACCUUGUCGAUGAGCCAGCUCGGGUUGUCUUUACGUCUUUAAUGUCUGGUCUUGAUAGUUCUGUAUCAAUGUUGGUAUUAACAACUGCAACUUGUACUCCGAGCACAUUACCAAACGAGAUAAAAUCAAUUUACGAGUAUCAGGAAGAGGUAUUUGAAGUUAAAACUCCAGGAACAUCGGAACGCCAAGGAUUUUUUGAGCAGCUGUAUAAUCAAACGAAUUCAGGAGUGGGUGGUGCAAGCCACAAGUCCUCCAGCUCUAUAAUUGAAAUCUUAAAACCGAAGAGAAUCAGGACUGAGACUAAGUCUAGAAAAACCCCAUGCACUGUUCAGUCCGUUCAUUCGACCGUAGAAGGAAAGCUUGAUGUCAUCGAAAUUGCUCAGCCUCGAAAAUUACGGCCAGAAGCUAAAUCAAGAAAGAAAAUCAAUACCGUUCAGUCAUUUCACUCCACAUUGCCAGUUAAAACAGGUGCUGUGAAGAGAGAGUUGAAUGGAGGAACGGAAGGCUCGCCUUCCAAACGUCAGAAGUUGAUAGGAUCAAUGGAUACAGACUUGAAAAAUAAAAAUGAAGCAAAGAGAUUAACAGAUGGUCAAAUCUCAGAAUUGCUCCGAAAGACAGUCAGCAUUACGCGCGGAUGGACAACUCAUCAACUAGAAACCCUUUUCUCCGCUCUAGAAGGCCACGGUGAAAAACAAGACAGAGAUAUGUUCUUAGCCUUCAAUGAAUGUUUGAGCAUAUUUCAAGAAACUGAAAAAUUAAAAGCCAGGCGGAAAGAAAGCUAAAAACUAUUCGUCGAUACUGUGAAGCUUAUAGAACUUGAAACUUGGAGUGUGUUUUGUUCAUUUCGUAGACCUUGUGUAAGUAUAAUAAUGUGUGACACUGUGUAACUUACUAAUUGUACUAAAGAGCAAUAUAAUAUGAUCUGAAUUUGAAAAUUCAACGGAUAACCACAGUGUUGAUAGAAUUGAGUCGGUAUGAUUCUCGGUGGAAAAAUAUUUUUGAUUUUUGAAUUCCGAUAAUUCUGAAUUUUUUAACAAAUCUCUGGAAGAAUCUAACUAUU